Molecule: messenger RNA, 1362 nt
Organism: Colletotrichum costaricense
Lineage: Eukaryota; Fungi; Ascomycota; Sordariomycetes; Glomerellales; Glomerellaceae
Exons: 6
Coding region: 1-1362 (453 amino acids)
Biological process (GO): transmembrane transport
Cellular component (GO): plasma membrane
Molecular function (GO): transmembrane transporter activity
Source: RefSeq, a predicted model, not a curated record
AUGAGAAAAUGGCUAAUCACCAUGGUAGUUUCACAAAUGGCGCUCUGCAUCACAUGUGCGAGUUCUAUUUACACUUCAACAUACACCAACUUGGAGGCCGAAUUUCACAACUCAAGGAUCAUAUCGACUCUCGGGCUAUCAACUUUUGUUCUCGGUUUGUCGCUAGGGCCGAUGCUAUUCAGUCCUCUUAGCGAGUUUUAUGGGCGGAGGCCGAUCUACUUGAUCUCGUCCACUUGCCACCUCCUUUUUCUGAUCCCCCAAGCGACAGCAAGAAACAUCACUACAUUAGUUGUCCUUCGCUUCUUGGACGGUUUCUCAGGGAGUGCUUUCCAAGCUGUAUCCGCUGGAACCGUCCGAGAUUUGUUUUCAAACGACGAAUUACAAGCGCCCAUGCUGCUGUUUUCCAUAUGUCCGUUCAUUGGACCAAGCCUAGGACCCUUAGUCGGCGGAUUCAUCAACUAUUAUACCGGGUGGCGCUGGACGUUCUACGUCCUCAUAAUGUGGUCUUUUGUACUAGAGCUGGGAAUUGUCUUUCUUGUCCCCGAAACUUAUCAUCCCAUUCUCUUACGGAACAAGGCUCGCAAUCUUCGGAAAGAAACCGAGGAUGAUCGUUGGAAAGCAGCUUCGGAGAUGCAUUCCAAAUCUGUGCUCGGUGCAGUUGGAAUAUCAUUACUGCGGCCCAUUCAGCUCCUCAUUUUUGAGCCAAUGUGUCUCUCUCUUUGCCUCUUCUCGGCUUUGCUACUUGGCAUACUAUACUUAUUCUUUGGAGCUUUCCCUCUUGUUUUUAGAGAGACUUAUGGCUUCAAUCUCUAUCAAAUUGGCUGUAGCUUUCUGGGGAUCUUGGUUGGUAUGCUGCUGGGUAUUGCCACAGAUCCGAUAUGGCAUAAAGUCAGGAUAAGACUCAUUUUGAAGAACAAGGGCCAAGGCGAAAAUAGAGAUGGCAGCGAGCCUGAGUUCCGACUUCCACCCGCUAUGUUCGGGUCUAUUCUUGUUCCGGUGGGAAUUUUCAUGUUUGGUUGGUCCAUGUACCCUUGGGUGCAUUGGAUAGUUCCCAUCGUUGGUACAGCCAUGUUCGGGGCUGGAAACAUCCUUCUUUUCACUGGUAUCUGGACCUUUCUGGUUGAAGCUUAUCCCAGGUAUGCUGCCAGUGCGCUAGCUGCUAAUUCUUUUGUCCGUUGCCUGGCGGCUGCUGCAUUUCCGCUUUUUGGAAAUCAGAUGUACGUGAGGCUCGGGUUUCAAUGGGCCUCAUCACUUUUAGGCUUCUUGUCUAUUGGAAUGAUGGUCUUUCCUUACCUAUUCUUCAAAUAUGGAAAGCUUAUUCGUGGCAAGAGUAAGUUUGCCAAUGCGUCGGUCUCUCUGUAA